This is a messenger RNA of Colias croceus (clouded yellow), 3146 nucleotides long. RefSeq names its product actin-binding protein IPP-like. NCBI's taxonomy places the organism in Eukaryota, Metazoa, Arthropoda, Insecta, Lepidoptera, Pieridae. Gene Ontology annotation, molecular function: protein binding. Bases 187 to 1938 code for a protein of 583 amino acids. The record is from RefSeq and is a predicted model, not a curated record. The transcript has 10 exons.
AUUUGACUCAGUAGUCAAUUGUCAAAAUUUAUAGCAAUCAAUUAAUUGUUUACAUUUUAACAUUUUAACUUUUACAUUUUUUAUUACACAUUAUGAGAAUAAAACAUUUAAAAUACUACUAAAUAAGAAAAUUAUCUUUAGAGUGUAUUCAAGUACAAUGUCGUGAAUUUUCUACACUAAAACACUAUGUCCUCGAUUAUUUACGAAAAACAUAACAAAGAAGGCUCUAAAUUAUACAAAUGUUGCGAGUACGCGAGUAAGGUUUCAUUAAAUUUAAACACCUUUAGGCGAGAUGGAAGGUUUUGUGACAUAGAACUUAUUUCAGGAAAAACUAAAAUUAAGGCCCAUCGUGUAGUUCUGGCUGCCAGUUGUGAAUAUUUUGAUGCAAUGUUUAAUGUUGGCUUGGAAGAAAGUCAAAAGGGUCGAGUUAUGUUACCCAGUAUACCACCUUCCAUAUUACCCAUAAUCAUUGACUUUAUAUACACUGGGGAAAUAGCGAUAGACAAAGUGACAGUACAAAAUUUAUUGAUUGCAGCUGAUAUGUUACAGUUAAGGGAACUUGUAUUUGGAUGUGGGGAAUUUUUGAAAAGAGAACUCCAUCCAUCAAAUGCACUUGGUAUAUUUAGGUUUGCGGAAACACAUAAUUGUAAAGAAUUAGCCGAAGAAGCUUUAGCACAUGCUCAAGCUUAUUGGGAUAAGGUAGCGACUGGAGAUGAAUUAUUGGAACUGCCUCUACAACAGUUAGUUACACUUCUUUCCUCAGAACAGCUUAAAGUUGAUAAUGAAGCUCAGGUACUGUAUCCAGCACUGAAGUGGUUGGAACAUGAUCCAGCAACUCGCCGCCGACAUUGUUUCGAAGUUUUGAGUCAUGUGCGAUUGCCGCUCAUAUCACCACAAGUCCUGGAUAGUGCCAUUAAAACUGUACAAGAUCCAUCCAUAGCUGUAGCACUAAAAACUGUCAGAGUUGAUAUGAAAUCGGGUCGUGGUGCACUUGUGUCGCUAUCGGCAGAGCCGCGGGCUCGCGCGCGUCGCGUGCUCGUGAUCGUGGGCGGCUCGUGCCACGACACCGCGCCACAUCCGCCCCUCACUACUGACAAUAUACUGUUCUCCGCGCUUAAGUUCGAUCUGCAUAAAAGAGAAUGGGAAGAACUUGCACCAAUGGGCAUAGCUCGAAUACAACCUGGAGUAGCAACUUUAGGCGGACGAGUGUACGCGGUGGGAGGUGAACAGGGGAGCCAAAUAUUAGCUAAUGGUGAAGUUUACGAUCCACAGACAGACAAAUGGUCAGACAUAGCGCCCAUGAAGGAGGCGCGGUGCGAGUUCGGGCUGACCGCGUGGAACGGCAACCUGUACGCAUUCGGCGGCUGGGUGGGCUCCGACAUGGGCUCGUCGGUGGAGGUGUACGACCCGGUGUCCGAUGAGUGGACGCUUGUGGGGCAUAUGCCGGAGCCACGGUUCGGCAUGGGCGUGGUCACGUUUGAAGGUCUCAUAUAUGUAGUAGGUGGUUGCACACACACAUGGCGGCACACACAAGAUCUAUUAUGUUACCACCCCGCCUCACGCAAGUGGCAAACUCUCAAGCCGAUGCGCAACGCUCGCAGUCAGGCCGCAGCGGUGGUGUUGGACAACUACCUUUAUGUUAUUGGCGGGAACGCACCGAGACGGACCGUGCUCGCAACCGUUGAAAGAUACAGCUUUGAUGAUGACACAUGGGAGGAGGUGGGCAGCCUGCGGGAGGCGCGAGCGGGGUGCGCGGCGGGCGCGGCGGAGGGGCUGCUGGUGGUGGCGGGCGGCGACAGCGAGAGCGGCGAGCGCGCCUUCUACCGCGCGCGCACCACGCUCGCGUCCGUCGAGCUGUACGCGCCCGCGGACGACGCGUGGCGCGCCGGCCCGCCGCUGCCGCACUCGCGCGCGGAGGCCGGCGCCGCUCUGCUCUGACACACCCCGCCGCUCCACGAGAGGUGAUUCCUUUUAUACGUGUUUACCGUUCACGUCUUGUCAACAACUAGAUCCACGAUCCUCUAUUUUUAAGCUAUUGCAUAGCUUCUAUCGCGGGCCUUGAGCGCGGGGACCGAAUCGAGAAAUUCCGUAACGAAAAAACCUCACGCUCCCCACUCCGACUGGCGGAGGUGUGGCUUGAAGGCAUAGCAUGCAAUAGCCGCGGCAGUCCCCGAGUGCCACACGUCGUUUUUUUAAUUUAUAAAUAAACAAUCUGUGAUCGAAAAUGUUCGAGCGGCAUUUAAAUUAACACCUUAUUUCGUGGAAAUAAAGUUCAAAUUCUCGCUCGAAGUAAAGUAUGGCUCAUCCUGACGCGUGGGCAGGAUGUGCGAUAGACUAAUUUUCAGGAUGAUUGGGAGUCUAGUUGUUUAGAACACGUCAAUGCCUGGCACACCCGCUGCCGCGAACUAUCAACUGUUGAGUGGAUCCCAUUGUUAAAUACAUAAUAUGUUACCGAGAGGUGAUUGCAGUUCUUAUAGUUUUAAAUCUGUUAGACUUUUUUAUAAUGAUUGCAGAUUUCAUAAAUCAAUUUGAUAUCUUCUUGUUGUUAAUGUUUCAGAAUGUGCUAGGAAAUUAAUGUAGUUAUUUUCUAGUUUUGUUUCAAGUGUCAAUUGUCUGUUUUUUAUCAUUCUAUUUGCUUACCCAGGGACACAAUGUUAGAAUUAUUUAAAAUAACUUUGAACUAAUGUUAUUAUUUCACGAAAUACUUGCAUAUUCAAUAAGAAUAUUCCAGCUCAUUAUAUAAGAAGCUUUAUUUGCACUUUUCUGUUAAUAAUCGCGUAUAUGUUGCUUGAAUAACUAACUUUUUAUAAUAUUAAGUUUAUCUAAACUUUACCACAGCACUUUGUGUAGAUUUAUCAUAAAGAAAAAUAUACACGAAUUAUACCUACUUAAAUAUGAUUCAUGGGUAAUUUUUUUGAUGUAUAUGUAUUCUAUUUUCAAAACCAAAUUGAACAAUAUGAUUUUGUUCCUAAUUUAAAUUGGAGCUAUAGAAUAGAUUUGAAAAUUUAUGGGAUAUCCGCAAUGUAUAUUAUUGGUACCUAAUUCUCAAAUAUGUAAAAUUUUAUGUUUUUUAAUUUCUUAAUAAUCUCAUAGUGUUAAUGUUCCAUAAUGUACAAAGAUUUUAAAUACAAUUAUUAUAAAACAGA